AUGCAAACCUCCGAUGCCUCCAAUCUUCCGAGUCGUUUGAUUCCUUCCAAGUUUUCUCAUCUCAACACGGACAAUACGGGUUUCUCCCACGGGGCGUAUAACUCGAACAGCGUCCCACUGCAGGGUUUGCAGGAUAGGAACGCUCGCCGAGCUAACAUCCCUGCUAUUAACACCACGGCCGGUCACGGCAUCCCCGACGCCAUGGCUACCUCCGGCACUUUCGACAUGAACUUCACCCCCCUCCUUCCGUCUCAGCUCCUUCUCGGCAGCCCCUUUCAGCCUGGUACCCCCUCUGCAUUUGCCUCGCCUCAAUUUGCCAAUUUUAGCGGCUUUUCCCAAGCCAAUGGCCCCGCACAUGCACAGAACCCUCAGAAUCACUUGGGAAGCCCGACACAGCCCUCGCAGAAUGCUGGACUUUAUUCAGGAAUGAUACCCACUGAUAGUAUGGGGAACUCACAGAUGCUAGGAGGACCCCAAUCCCCCGUCGGUGGUAUGGGUGGUUUGAGUAAUGCGGCGUUCGGAAGUGCUGCCGCACCAGUAACCCCUGGUCUCCUCUCAGGCACCAGCCGGACCGUAUAUUUGGGUAACAUCCCCGCGGAAACGUCCGCCGAAGAGGUCUUGAACCACGUCCGCAGCGGACAGAUUGAAUCGGUUCGGUUACUUCCUGAUAAGAACUGUGCCUUUAUCUCGUUCUUGGAUAGUAAUUCCGCCACGCAUUUCCACUCAGACGCCAUUCUUAAGAAGCUCGCCAUCAAGGGAAAUGACAUCAAAGUCGGAUGGGGCAAACCAUCUCAGGUGCCCACCUCCGUCGCUCUGGCGGUGCAACAGUCUGGCGCAUCCCGGAACGUGUAUCUGGGAAACCUGCCCGAGGAGAUGUCGGAAGACGAACUACGGGAAGAACUUGGGAAGUUCGGCCCUAUCGACACCGUGAAGGUCGUGAAGGAGAAGGCCAUUGGCUUUGUACACUUCUUAUCUAUUAGCAACGCCAUGAAGGCCGUGGCGCAACUGCCCCAGGAGGCGAAAUGGCAAGCCCCCAAGCGCGUAUUCUACGGCAAGGACCGAUGUGCCUACGUUUCCAAGACGCAGCAGCAGAAUGCGGCCCAGUUUCUGGGAAUUGCCCCGGGGUAUGCGCACAUCCUCAAUUCUGCGGAUCGCGACCUGAUCACCAACGCGCUGGCCCAGCAAUCUGUUGCGGCUGCAGCCGUGGCCACCACCGCCGGUGGUGUCAACAACCUGGGCAAUCGGACCGUUUACCUUGGCAACAUCCAUCCCGAAACUACCAUCGAGGAGAUCUGCAACGUUGUGCGUGGUGGUCUUCUGCAUCAUAUUCGCUAUAUCCCGGACAAGCAUAUCUGUUUCGUCACGUUCAUUGACCCCACUUCGGCCGCUUCCUUCUAUGCCUUAAGUAACCUACAAGGUCUGAUGAUUCACAAUCGUCGCCUGAAGAUUGGCUGGGGUAAGCACUCCGGCCCUCUGCCUCCUGCCAUUGCCUUGGCCGUGAGUGGCGGUGCCUCGCGCAAUGUUUACGUGGGCAACCUUGACGAGUCCUGGGCGGAGGAGCGCCUUCGUCAGGACUUUUCCGAGUACGGUGAAAUCGAGCUUGUCAAUACAUUGCGUGAGAAGAGCUGUGCCUUUGUUAACUUCACCAAUAUUGCCAACGCCAUCAAAGCAAUUGAGGGCAUGCGGAACCGGGAGGAAUAUAAGCGCUUUAAGAUCAACUUCGGCAAGGAUCGCUGUGGAAACCCUCCACGCCAGACCGGCAAUGGUGGACAGCAAGGUCGUAACGGGUCGGGGCUUGAAGGACCGCACUCGCCCUCACCGGCCCUCAAUGGCUACCAGCAGAACUUGAGCCAAUCUGACUCCAGCCCAACCCGAUCCGCCCUGUCUCCUGCGCCUGGCUCUACGGGUUCUCAGUCUCAGAACGGCCAGCAGAACCGACACCCCCUCCAAACAGUGCCGUCUCCAUCAGGGGUUCUGAACGUGGGAGCCAAUAAUCCUUUGACCAUGUAUCUCAAUCAGAUGUCCGCCCAGCAGGCUCAGGAACAAGAGAACCGGUUGAGCGAUCCCAUGGCCCUUGCCGCCCUGCAGUCCCAACCUCAGCCACCCCAGCAACAGGCCCUGUAUAACGGCGCCAACCCCAGCGAACUCAGUAACGGAAAUAUCGACGCACCUCUGCACCAGCAUAAGCCCUCUAGCAAUAACUUCCUCAGUGUUGCAAAUGGCUCUACAGGAUCUAGCCAUCAUGCCACCGCAAGCACCAGCAGCUUGAAUGUGCCACGGGCACAACAUUCGCGUGCUGUCAGCCUGCCGUCAUUUUCGCAGGAGCCGUUUGGGCCUGUCUCAAGUCAGCCUGGUCAUGGCCGUUCUGGUGUGGCCCAUCAGCCCCAGAGCAGCUUCUCAAGCUUCACUUCUGCCCUCGGCGGACUCAACCAUGCCGGUUUUGGGUUGGCUAUCCAGAAUGAAAGUUCGUUGCCCGGCUGGGCUGAGGAAGAGAUUGGAGCAAAAUAA
Molecule: messenger RNA, 2508 nt
Organism: Aspergillus tanneri
Lineage: Eukaryota; Fungi; Ascomycota; Eurotiomycetes; Eurotiales; Aspergillaceae
Product: putative differentiation regulator (Nrd1)
Exons: 1
Coding region: 1-2508 (835 amino acids)
Biological process (GO): mRNA splicing, via spliceosome
Cellular component (GO): cytoplasmic stress granule
Molecular function (GO): mRNA binding
Source: RefSeq, a predicted model, not a curated record